Podarcis lilfordi (Lilford's wall lizard) is the source of this 29604-nucleotide messenger RNA. The record is from the annotation of a GenBank genome assembly. NCBI's taxonomy places the organism in Eukaryota, Metazoa, Chordata, Lepidosauria, Squamata, Lacertidae.
GCCCGCGGGAGCUUCCCGGAGCUUUCCUCCUCGGACGCCGCGGGAGGGAGGAAGAACCUGCCGGGCUACAGCGGCGUCACCCUCCUCUGUCUCCUCCUCCAUCUCCAUCCAUUCUGGCCCCAUCAACGCCGCUGCCGUGGGGCAUCGCUGCCCGGCUGACAGGGCGAUGAGGCGUCCCGGUCCCCCACCCAGGCGGCUGCUGUCCUACCCCCCGCGUGGGAUAUAAGGAGAAGGAUCCACUCGGAGGAAGCUGCUUUUCCCCAUCUCGGCUGCUGCCGCAGUGGAAGGUAAAAGGCAUCGGGGCGCAAGGGAUCGUGCGCUCGCGCGUUUGGGUUUCCCUUCGGGUUAGAAUGGCAAGGGUUCUUCUCCGCGCGUAAUCGUUACGCAGCUGGAGAGAGGAGAGCGCAGCAACCCGGCUGCCCGCAAGGUUGCAUCUCCCUUCCGAUGGCUUGCAGGCGAUUUGCAAAGAGCUGCACUCUGAGGAUCGCGGGGGGGGGGGGUGUUGCUUUUUGACCUGUGGAGAGAAGAUCUGGCUGGGGAGAUUCUGCUGGGUGGGAUGUGUUGGUGUGCCUGUGUUCCUGGGUGUGCGAACACAGAGGGUCCUGGAGUUUGGAGCUCCACAGCGGGCUGCCCCAACUUGGCGCCCCCCAGAUGUUUGGAACCGAUGGGGCCGAUGGUGGAUGUUGGGGUUCAAAGCUUCCGGGGUGGGGGUGCGGGCACCAGGCUGGCUGAGGCUUGACCUAGGGAAAGCCUUCGUGUAUGGAUGGUUGAGUGCCGCUUGCCCAAGGACAUGGAGACAGAGGCUAGCAAUCGACCGGACCACGCAGCGAAUGCGCCUUAGGAAGGUGGAGCGUUGGCAACAUUUUAAACGUGUGUUCGGAGCUGAGAUUGGUUUGGUGCUUUUCCCUGAAUGCAAAGUCGCGGUCUUUGGUUUUUUCAGCUUGGACAGACGCUGCAUCUUUCUUUAGAAAGCAUGGUGCUUACAGAUGGCAAUGAGCAACAACUAGAUAUGUUUUUAAAAAUAGAGAUUUCCUUUCCUUUCCUUUUUUUGUGCGUGUGUGUGUGGGGGGGUGGGUACUGAGCCAUGUACAGUGGUACCUCGGGUUAAGUACUGAAUUCGUUCCGGAGGUUUGUUCUUAACCUGAAACUGUUCUUAACCUGAAGCACCACUUUAGCUAAUGGGGCCUCCCGCUGCCGCUGCGCCGCCGGAGCACGAUUUCUGUUCUCAUCCUGAAGCAAAGUUCUUAACCCGAGGUACUAUUUCUGGGUUAGCGGAGUCUGUAACCGGAAGUGUAUGUAACCUGAAGCGUAUGUAACCCGAGGUACCACUGUAUAUGGAAUCUUGCAGGCCUUGCUUCCCAAAAGGUCUGAUGCAGGCAUAGGUAAACUCGGCCCUCCAGAUGUUUUGGGACUACAGCUUUCAUCAUCCCUGACCGCUGGUCCUGUUAGCUAGGGAUGAUGGGAGUUGUAGUCCCAAAACAUCUGAGGGCCGAAUUUGCCUAUGCCUGGUCUAAUGCCUCACGGAAGAUGCCUAUGUACUGUGGCUGCUGCCUGAGGCUACAUUUAAGCAAUUUCAUGUCUAUGGCUUUGGCUUUUGAGAGUGUGCACUUUCUCUUCCUCCCUCCCUCUCUCAUGCACACACCCCUCCUAUGUUUCUCUCUCUCUCUCUCUCUCUCUCUCUCUCACACACACACACACACACACAGAGGCAGUCCCCACAUCAUGCACUUUCUCUCUUUCACAUCCACAGAGAUAUUUCCGGCAGGCACGCUGCCUGUCCCGUGCUGUUUCAGGCUCACGUCCUCUCAUCUGAAAAGAUUCCCAUAAUAUGUGCAGUUGGAAAGCUUUGUCCUUCUCUAUAAUAAACACACACCAACUUACACAUGCAGGAAAACACAAACAAUGUAUCUCUAUAUUUUGUUGGAAGCCACCCAGAGUGGCUGGGGAAGCCCAGCCAGAUGAGCGGGGUAUAAAUAAUAAAUUGUUAUCAUAAUAUUAUUCUGCCUCAUACAGGUGUGCAACUUCUGCUUGGUGUUAUUUCCUUCCUUCCUUCCUUCCUUCCUUCCUUCCUUCUCUCUCUCUUUCACACAGCCAAUUCAGUGCCCUCCAGAAGUUUGGAAUCAGCCCCAGCCCCAGGCCAACGGUCGGGGACGAUGAAGAACUAUAGUUCAAAAUGCCUCACCUUAGCUAUCCCUUUCCUAAGCCCAUUCCCGUAGGGCUACUGUUUUCCUACCUGCUUCCCUGCCUCUGUUUGAGAAAUUAAGAAGUCCUUUUCUGUGUGAGGGAGCUGCUGCUUUUUUUGUCUACCUGAAAUCCAUACACUGUAGGGCAUGCACAGACCAGGACCCUGACAUUUUCUGGCAGAGAAUCCCACCUAUUUUGAUGUUGCCAUGCUGUGAUUUCGCCAACCCCUCAGAUCAAUAGCUGUCCCCCUUCUCCUCUGUGCCUGCAAAGCACUUUCUCACCUUCUCAGUCUCUGGGAAGAAAUAACUCCUUUUGCAGUCAUGGGCCUGCAAUAAUUCCCUCCCCCCCCAGCUCCUUACUUGUUUUUCAUAAACCCAACCUCACGCUGAAUAUUCUGUUUCUCUUGCUGUGUAGCUUGAACAAAAAAGAGAUGUUUACUGCGCUGUCCCGACAAUCCUGUGAACAUACAGGUCAGUACUUGUGGCCGGUUGCCGUGGCAACAUGCCAAGAUGGGUUGGUUGCCAUGUAUAUAAUACUUUAUAGCCAUAGGUAUGUUAGGAAAUGAUUGUUCAUUUCCUAAUGUACCUAUAGCUAUCAUGUAUGUUCAGGGCAGUGCUGCAGUUAAGGUGAUUUUAGACUUUGGACUGAAUUAAUGGUCAUGUGGGACGGGGUGGGCUUUAGACAGCACAGCGUUAUGACUUCGAUUUUUGCAAAAUGUCAUGAAAACCAGCUCCUGCCGCAUUGGGAGCCCAUCUAUCUGCGUGGAGCCCUCGACUGCUGUUCCAAAGUCCUCUUCUGGCCGGCUGCACACACAUUCUGGUGUGAUGGAGAGAGUUAGCUGCUGAGCAGACUUCAUGUUUUCAUCUUCAGUAAGUUAUUGGAAACAAAUAGUCCUGUGUGGUCUGUUAACUUGAAUUAGGGCGUGGGAAUUGAAUGUAUUUAUUUUAUCCCUUGCUCCAGAACGAUACUGUUCUAAAAGCGAAACACAAAAGCUGUUUGGGAUUUCUUUCUGGGGUUUUUUUUAAAUGUAGCUGUUGGCUUUUCCUCUACCUUCUGUGAAAUAAGACUGAUGGCUGAAAACAUUAGCAAGCUGGAUUCUGCCGCCUCCCCUACAUCCCUCCGAUCUGCUAGGGAUACCCUCUUAAUUCUUCCACCUGUGUGAGGACAAUGACAGAAAUGUCCUCCUGUUUGCAGGUUUCAUCCCCUAGGGACUCGCUUUAGUUUGUGCUAGAGCCGCCUUGAAAUUAAUUCCAAAAAGUUAAGGUAAAGGUAAAGGGACCCCUGACCAUUAGGUCCAGUUGUGACCGACUCUCGGGUUGCGAGCUCAUCUCGCUCUAUAGGCCGAGGGAGCCGGCGUUUGUCCGCAGACAACUUCCGGGUCAUAUGGCCAGCAUGACUAAGCUGCUUCUGGCGAACCAGAGCAGCGCACGUAAACGCCGUUUACCUUCCUGCCGGAGUGGUACCUAUUUAUCUACUUGCACUUUGACAUGCUUUCGAACUGCUAGGUUGGCAGGAGCAGGGACCGAACAACGGGAGCUCACCCCGUCACGGGGAUUUGAACCGCCAACCUUCUGAUCGGCAAGUCCUAGGCUCUGUGGUUUAACCCACAGCACCACCUGCACCCAAAAAGUUACCAGCCCACAUUUUUUUCUUUUUACUUGUUGUUUAGUUAUUUGAGACAACCGACAGCUAAAAAGAACCAACUCUCUUCCAGUUUACAAAUGUGUCCUUCCUAGUCCCCUAGGUGGCAUAGCAAGGGGUUAUGUACAUGUCUACAUGUAUUGGGGAAGACUUUCUUGUUUGCAAGACAUCCUUCUCUGGGCUCACUUUUGGUGACUAGGACUGAGGUGGUGUGUUGACAUAAGGCCUUCUCAGUUUAAGACAGCCCCUUCUUUUUUUAUUGUUUUACAUCUAAGGGUCCUGUUGAUGUUGCUUCCAAAAUAUUAUCUUCCACCCUGCACUCUCAGGAUAGAUGGAGUUAUUUGCGGGUGGCACUGUGGUCUAAACCACUGAGCCUCUUGGGCUUGCCGAUUGGAAGGUCGGCGGUUCGAAUCCCCGUGACGGGGUGAGCUCCCGUUGCUCAGUCCUAGCUCCUGCCAACCUAGCAGUUUGAAAGCACGCCUGUGCAAGUAGAUAAAUAGGUACCGCUGCGUUGGGAAGGUAAACGGUGUUUCCGUGCGCUCUGGUUUCCGUCACGGUGUUCUGUUGCGCCAGAAGCGGUUUAGUCAUGCCGGCCACGUGACCCAGAAAGCUGUCUGUGGACAAACACCGGCUCCCUUGGCCUGAAAGCGAGGUGAGCAACCCCAUAGUUGCCUUUGACUGGACUUAACCGUCCAGGGGUCCUUUACCUUUUACCUAGAUGAAGUUAUUCAUCUAAAUCGAGCCAAAUUCUGCUCACAUCCCUACAACCAUGCCUAAAUAUUGGACUGCAUUCACUCCAGGCGUAACGUCAAUGACUUCUUGAAGCCGUAAAGCCUUUGCACAUCUGCCUGAGAGAAAGCCCCAAUGAAUUCAAUGGGGCUUACUUGUGAGCACAUGUGUACACGAUUGGGUAAAGCGGUGAUGGGGAACCGGAAGCCUUUUCAGAUGUUUUGGACCCCAAUACCCAUCAUUCCUCAGCAGCGGCCAUCUUGCCUGGGGCUAAUGGGAAUCCAAAACGUCUAGAGGACAACCAAAACCACAGUUUAGCCCACCUGGAGUUAAAGGUUGCUCUCUUUCCCUUUAGGCAUUGGCAGACAAUGGCCUUGUUUGGUUUAAAUUGAGGCUUCAACACUGCCCUGUGUUUCACUCCUGCCUUACGAACCUCCUGACAGCCAAUUACUAUGCAAUAAAACAUUCAGCUGACACAAGGUCAUGAGGUGUGUAUCUGCCAGAUGAUUUGCUGGAUGGGUCUGGUUUUAUGUAAAAUACUGGUAUGCAACUACUGGCAGAUGCUGAAUUCAAUGACAAAUGUUUCAAGGACAGUUCAUUUGCAUGACAAACUCUCCCAAGGCUGCCUUAGAUUCCUGGAUGCUUGCCCUCUCUUCUUCUCUGGUAGCACUGAGAACAUUUUGACAUUGAGAGUCCAUUCCUACUUUUCUUGUUGCUAUAUUUAGCAUUUCCUAGAGUAACCAACUAGUAGGGACGUGGGUGGCGCUGUGGGUUAAACCACGGAACCUAGGACUUGCCGAUCAGAAGGUCGGCGGUUCGAAUCCCAGCGGCGGGGUGAGCUCCCAUUGCUCAGUCCCUGUUUCCUGCCAACCUAGCUGUUCGAAAGCACGUCAAAGUGCAAGUAGAUAAAUAGGUACCACUCCGGCGGAAGGGUAAACUGCGUUUUCGUGCGCUGCUCUGGUUCGCCAGAAGCGGCUUAGUCAUGCUGGCCACAUGACCCGGAAGCUGUACGCCGGCUCCCUCGGCCAAUAAAGCGAGAUGAGUGCCGCAACCCCAGAGUCAGUCACGACUGGACCUAAUGGUCAGGGGUCCCUUUACGUUCACCUAGACUAACCAAAGCAGGGAGAUCCAAAACCAGCUUAAACAAUAAUUGUCAGUUCUAGGGAAGAAGAUGCUUAAGAAGUGCACAUUUGCCUGUUUACGUGCAAUAGUUUUAAGAAAAAACACCCUUUAAAAUGUACACCUUUUGAAGAUAACUAGGCAACCGAAAAAAAGGCAUGAUUAAUCCUUCCUUUGCUAGCUAAAGGAACAUUGUCAGCCGUGCACCUCCCGUGCUUUAAGAGAUCAAUUUAUGCAACAAGCCUUUAAGGUAAGGAAGUGUUGCUAAUUCUGUUUCCACUGGGUUGUGAUGAGAUGAUGAAUCACCCCUAAGCAAAGAAGGGAAUUGGAAAUGGUAACGUCCUACAUCUCAGUUAUCAGUAUCCUCCCCGUUCCUCCUCCCUGGUCUUUAAGCACAAAAUCCUGUUGGGUUUCCUAAUAAGUGUAAGUCCUGAAUAAGUGUAGGAGUUAGGCAAGCCGGUCUUGGCUACGCCUGCGCAAUAUUUCUGGUUUUCACAAUAGAGAGUAGUUAAGAAUAGGCUAAGAAUUAUUUCUAGUAUGCCUCUGAAUACCAGAGGCUGGAAACAAGGCUCUUUGUAUGUUCCAUAAUGCCUAUGAAUCGGCUUCUACUGUACCUGUUGAAUUUCUGUCUGUUAUGCAGUUGUGAAAAGCACAAGAGCUCUGUUUGGAGGUGGGGGGUAGGAGGGUCAUUCUACCAAGACCAGUCAAUGAAAAUACAUCUACAGUGGUACCUUGGUUCUCAAACGCCUCGGUUCCCAAACGCCCAAAACACGGAAGUAAGUGUUCCGGUUUUUGAAAGUUUUUCGGAAGCUGAACGUCCAAUGCAGUUGUCAGCUAUUGUUUCUGGAGUGCCUGCACCAAUCAGAAGCUGCGCCUUGGUUUUCGAACAUUUCGGAAGUCAAAUGGACUUCCAGAAUGGUUUAAGUUUGGCACUUUUGUUUUUGCUAUUUAUUUUGCGUUUUUGUUUUUGAGGCUUUUUCGGUUAAUUUGUUUUUGUGACUGUGUGGGUGAUAAUUUUUAUCAUCUACAAUACUGUCUUAUUUAUUUUAUAGUAGAGUACAUUGAUUAUUGCUUUCAUUUUAUGUAUCAAUGGUCUGGUUAGAGAGUAAAAUUCAUGUUAAAUUGAUGUUUUAGGGGUUGUUUUUAAAAGUCUGGAACGGAUUAAUCUGUUUUGCAUUACUUUCUAUGGGAAAGUGUGCCUUGGUUUUGGGAACACUUUGGUUUUGGAAUGGACUUAAGUUUGAGAAUCAAGGUACCACUGUACUUUUCUAGCUCGUUCCAAACAUCAAAGGCUUCUAAUGGGUUUUCAUACGUUUAUCCUAUAUAUAUAUUCUGGGUUCACUCAGAUGAACAGAGUUCCUCAUUCCGAGCAAAUGUAGAACCUGGAAUUCUUAGGUUACAGUGCAGUGAAAAAUAAUAACGUUAACCCUGACAAAUUCAUGAUAUCAGUCCCCACCCCCUUCUUAUUUUUUAGGUUCCCGAGUACUGUACAAAAUGUCAACCAUAGUCACUUUUGUCUUUCUGCUUUUAAGCAUAGCAAUUAUUGUUGCUAUUACUCUGGUCCAAGUGAAUCGGAAAGAGGUCCUUUUGCCAGGGCUGAAGGUAUGUUGAAUGAAUAUGCUGCAGUAUCCAUUGCUUAGUUUGGGUGGCUGGGGCUCAGCUGCUGAACCGGUGAUGUAAUGAUAGUCAAGAGGGCUUCUGAGCAUGUGGAAAGAGUUUUCCAGCACCAGAAAGUAAGCACAGCUCGAUUGCAAGCGCCUGCAAUUAGAAAAAGGGUGCCUUGCAGGUCUUCCUUCCUCUCUUUCUAGAAGCUAAUCACUGUUAACAUAGAAAAACCUCUUCAGGUAGAAUCUGUAUGAUAAUAAGGGAAAUAAACUAAGAUCCAGGACAAAGACAUCUUGGAAUAUCAAACCUCAAGUUCCUUUGGACAUGUAUAUUCAAAUAAGUGCUCCUCUGCUUUCCCUCACCCAAAGUUUGUUCCACAAAAGAGACAUACCGUAUUUUUCGCUCUAUAACACGCACCAGACCAUAACACGCACGUAGUUUUUAGAGGAGGAAAACAAGAAAAAAAAUAUUCUAAACGAAAUAGUGGAUAUAUGAUUUUUGUGGUUCGUGCUGUGGCCACAGACAUGUGAUCUGACAGUGAUCUGAGUUUGGAGUAGCCCAAUGCAAAAAUCCUGAGGAUCCAUGUGGAUCCAUGCUUUGUAACCACGGAGGAGGGAAGGAAGGGGAACCAUGGAUCUUCUGCUCAUGGCUGCAGCAGAUCCCCACCGCCACCCACAGGCAUUCGCUCCAUAACACGCACAGACAUUUCCCCUUACUUUCUAGGAGGAAAAAAGUGAGUGUUAUGGCGCAAAAAAUACGGUACUCAGCCCCCAGACCUGGUGUUGUCUCCUUGCCGCCCCCUUGCUUCAGGUGGGCUAUCUAAAUGGGAGUCGGAUGUGGCUUCAGAAUGGACCCAAGAGCCAGCCAAUCAUGGCUUUAAAUGAGGAAGUGGGAGGGACGGGAUGAGGGUGGGGUGGAGAGUCACUCAGGACUGGUUGGGAAAGAGGCUGGGUUCUUUUUCUGUAAAGACUGAAACAAAAAAGGACUGUAAUAAACUUUUCCAAGUCUUUAUACCAGGCAUAGGCAAAAUUGGCCCUCCAGGUGUUUUGGAACUACAGUUCCCAUCGUCCCUGACCACUGGUCCUGUUAGCUAGGGAUGAUGGGAGUUGUAGUCCCAAAACAUCUGGAGGGCUGAGUUUGUCUAUGCCUGCUUUAUACUUUCCUGGGCAACCAGCCGGGAGCCGCUGACAGCACCCCGCUACCCCAAUUAAAGGAAAGGACUGCUCAACAAAAAGCUUGCGAUCCCCUGUAUUAAAACCCAGAGCAUAACAUGCCAACCAACAAGAGCUCCCUUUGCCAGCACAGCGGGAUUUAAGGGCAGUAAUUACAUAAGAGGGUGAGAUCCUUAUUAAGAAGAUCUCUGGACAGUUACAUGCCCAAAGGCUGAAGGCUUCCCACUUGAAAGCUUCUCUUGAAGAAACAUAUCUUGGCUGCGUCUGUUUUCCUCGAGGCAGGAUUGGGACCCGAUGGGUGUAGCUGCCUACUUGCCCUACCAGUUAGGACAUGCCCACAGUAUUAUCCUUCCAUCUCUCAACUGCGAGUGGGAAGAAACAGGUAGGAGAAGCAAGCUCAGGAGAAUGGGAAUGGCCAGGGAGAGGGGUUGGAGGCAGGAGAGACUGUUGCCGCCCCAUGGCAUCUGCCGCCUGAGGUGGCUUCAUCACUCUGUCCAAUGGUAGAGCCGGCCCAUAGGGAAACAGCUGUUCAAAGAAAAGGAGAAGAAAGAAAGAAAGAAAGAAAGAAAGAAAGAGAAAAAGGAAGGAAGGAAGGAAGGAAGGAAGGAAGGAAGGAAGGAAGGAAGGAAUCACUCUAGCUUAAUACAAAAAGUGUCUCUUAGGGACUUGGGCUACUUUUCUAACGCUUGUAUUUUCUUUGAUUGUUUCCAACAAGAAACCAUGCUCGUCUUCUAAUCUAUAACUUUCUCUCUCCCCCCCUCCCACCACCAAGUACGGCAUAGUGCUCGAUGCAGGAUCAUCUCGGACGACUGUCUAUGUAUAUGAAUGGCCGGCAGAGAAAGAAAACAACACGGGAGUCGUGAGCCAGACCUUCAAGUGCAAUGUGAAAGGUGAGGAGGGAAUGUGGAUUUUGGGGUGGCCCUGAAACAAAUACCAAGCACGGAAUGUAUGAGUUGGGUGAAGGAGGGCAGCAGGAAGAGAAACGGCAGCUUCUGUGUUUGAAACCCCUUAUACACUGUCCAUUAAGAGCAUCAUCAUUCCACUUUAAACAACCAUGGCUUUCCCCAAAGAGUCCUGGAAACUGUAGUUGGUUAAGGUUGCCGACUGAUGCUUGGAGACUCCUGUUCCCCUCACAGAGCUAAAAUUCCCAGAGCCCCCUGGGAAGAGAGAUUUGUAGCUCGGUGAGGGGAAUAGUAGCCCCCUAAGUACUGGGACGCGGGUGGCGCUGUGGGUUAAACCACAGAGCCUAGAACUUGCCGAUCAGAAGAUCGGCGGUUCGAAUCCCCACGACGGGGUGAGCUCCCGUUGCUCGGUCCCAGCUCCUGGCAACCUAGCAGUUCGAAAGCACGUCAAAGUACAAGUAGAUAAAUAGGUACCGCUCCGGCGGGAAGGUAAACGGUGUUUCCGUGCGCUGCUCUGAUUCACCAGAAGCGGCUUAGUCAUGCUGGCCACAUGACCCGGAAGCUGUACGCCGGCUCCCUCGGCCAAUAAAGCGAGAUGAGCGCCGCAACCCCAGAGUCGGUCACGACUGGACCUAAUGGUCAGGGGUCCCUUUACCUUUACUUUUAAGCACUCAUAGCACCCUUAGCAGGGAUAGCCUAACUGCUGUUGUCUAUGCUCUGGUAACUUCAAGGUUAGAUUACUGCAAUGCGUUAUAUGCAGGGCUGCCUCUGAAGACGGUUCGGAAACGUCAGCUAGUGCAGAAUUCAGCAGCCAGGUUACUCAGUGGAGCAAUACGGAUUGAGCAUGUUACACUGAUCCUGGUCUGACUGCACUGGCUACCAAUGAAUUUCGAGGCCCAAUUCAAAGUGCUGGUUUUGACCUACAGUGGUACCUCGGGUUACAGACACUUCAGGUUACAUACGCUUCAGGUUACAGACUCCGCUAACCCAGAAAUAGUACCUUGGGUUAAGAACUUUGCUUCAGGAUAAGAACAGAAAUCGUGCUCCUGCGGUGCCGCGGCAGCAGGAGGCCCCAUUAGCUAAAGUGGUGCUUCAGGUUAAGAACAGUUUCAGGUUAAGAACGGACCUCCGGAACGAAUUAAGUACUUAACCCGAGGUACCACUGUCUAAAGCCUGAAACGGCUCAGGACCACAAUAGCCCAAGGACCGCCUCUUCCCAUAUGAACCUACCCAGACCCUGAGAUCAUCUUCUGAGGCCCUCCUUCGUGUGCCUCCUCCUCGAGAGGUCUGGAGGGUGGCAACAAGAGAAGGGGCCUUCUCUGCAGUGGCUCCCCGUGUCUGUGGAAUGCUGGUUUGCCUGGUACCUUCGUUAUACACCUUUAGGCGCCAGGCAAAAACGUUCCUUUCUAACUAGGCCUUUGGUUGAUCUGUUUGACAACCUAUACCCUUUUAAAAUCCUAUACCCCCUUUUCUGGGGGGAUGUUAUUGGGUUGUUGUUUUUAUUCUGAUUAUAUAUGUUGUGAUUUUGUCUGUGAACCGCCCUGAGACCUCCGGGUAUAGGGCGGUAUAUAAACUCGAUUAACAACAACAACAACAACACACAACAGUUCCCAGGAUUCUUUGGGUGAAGCCAUGACUGUUUAAAGGGGUAUGAUAGUGCUUUCAAAGUGUUAUUUUUAUUUUAUUUUUCAUUAUUAAUCACAGCACUUUACACAAUAAGUGAAUGAAAUGCAACAACAAACCCCAAAAUUAAGCAACUAGUGGCUGAAUUCGCCUGCCACAACUAUAAAUCAAAAUACAGUGGUACCUCGUGUUAAGUAUUUAUUUCGUUCCGGAGGUCCGUUCUUAACCUGAAACUGUUCUUAACCUGAGGUACCACUUUAGCUAAUGGGGUCUCCCGCUGCCGCCGCACGAUUUCUGUUCUCAUCCUGAAGCAAAGUUCUUAACCCAAGGUGGUAUUUCUGGGUUAGCGGAGUCUGUAGCCUGAAGCGUCUGUAACCCGAGGUACCACUGUACAAUGGCAGGCAAAGCAAUUGAAGCAGCCUUCUUGUAUUGGGGCGGGCCACUCGGUGGGGAGGUAUUGGCUGGGCGAAUGACUCAGGGACAGGUUUUGCCGUUCCAAAUGGGCGUGGGAAGCUAGUGCGUCAUGCAGCAGGGUGGAAAUCGUGCACGACUUGCCAUUUGCGUGCCUGUGGCAUUUCAAAAUGUGACAGAUUAGCAAGCGGGGAUGGCAGUGGCUGCGGCAGAUCGAAAUCAUCUGCAUUCUCUGCUGCCCCGGUCUAACGGAAACUGCAGUGGCAGCUUGUUCCUGUGGGUGCGAAUGCUUGUGUAUAUGCACACCUAAGAAAAUUAGGCUCCAAAUAAUAAUAAUAAUAAUAAUAAUAAUAAUAAUAAUAAUAAUAAUUUAUUUAUACCCUGCCCAUCUGGCUGAGUUUCCCCAGCCACUCUGGGCGGCUUCCAAUCAAGUGUUAAAAACAAUACAGCAUUAAAUAUUAAAAACUUCCCUAAACAGGGCUGCCUUCAGAUGUCUUUUAAAGAGAAGAUAGCUACUUAUUUCCUUCACAUCUGAAGGGAGGGCGUUCCACCGGGUGGCCGCCACUACCGAGAAGGCCCUCUGCCUGGUUCCCUGUAGCUUUGCUUCUCGCAAUGAGAGAACCGCCAGAAGGCCCUCGGCGCUGGACCUCAGUGUCCCGGCUGAACGGUGGGGGUGGAGACGCUCCUUCAGGAAUACAGGACUGAGGCUGUUUAGGGCUUUAAAGGCCAACACCAACACUUUGAAUUGUGCUCGGAAACGUACUGGGAGCCAAUGCAGAUCUCUCAGGACCGGUGUUAUGUGGUCCCAGAGGCCGCCCCCAGUCACCAGUCUAGCUGCCGCAUUCUGGAUUAGAACAACGAUGUUAGAACAACGAUGAUGGUCAUUGCAUAUAAAGGCAUGUGGCUGGAAACCGCAGGAGGGGACAGUUCUCUCGUGCUUGAAUCCCUUUUUCCAGGUUUUCCCCGGGUAUCUGUUUGGCUUCUGCAAACAGAGUCCUGGUCUAGAUGGGCCAUUGGCUUGAUACAGCAGCCUCUCCUUACGUUCAUUUUUUAAUCCACUAUAACUCCAAGGAGUGCCAGGGUUCUUUGUUCCCUUUCUUUGUUCGCUAAUUCUCACAAUGCCCCUGUGAGGUCAGUUAACCUGAGGAAGGUUGACUCUCAAGGUCGCCUUGUUCAACAUGAACCACUAACUCGCUGUAUCUCAUGACUAACCCUUUCAUUGUGGUUUCCUACAAGAUAGUGCCUACCUAGGCUUUAAAUUUUGCUUAAACCGUGGGAUUUUCUCUGCAUGGAUCAUGAUUUCCCUCUCCUUCUUCUCUUGUGAGGCACAGACUCUUUUAAUCAAAGGUUAAAAGAUAAAGGUAAAGGGACCCCUGACCAUUAGGUCCAGUCGUGGCCGACUCUGGGGUUGCAGCGCUCAUCUUGCUUUAUUGGCCAAGGGAGCCGGCGUACAGCUUCCGGGUCAUGUGGCCAGCAUGACUAAGCCGCUUCUGGCGAACCAGAGCAGCACACGGAAACGCCGUUUACCUUCCCGCUGGAGUGGUACCUAUUUAUCUACUUGCACUCUAAUGUGCUUUUGAACUGCUAGGUUGGCAGGAUCAGGGACCGAGCGACGGGAGCUCACCCCGUCGUGGGGAUUUGAACCGCCGACCUUCUGAUCGGCAAGCCCUAGGCUCUGUGGUUUAACCCACAGCGCCACCCACGUCCCUUAAAGGUUGCUGUUCAGCAAAGUGAGAUUUCCAAUUGAUGGGUACAAACUCCUGAGCAAAUCCUUUCAUGCAUGCAAUUAGGUCGUGUCAUUUCAGAAACAGCAUUUGAAGUUCUUUCCAAGCUUCUUGUACUACAGGGAUGGAAAUAUAUAUAUUUCCAUCCCUGUAGUUCCAUUCUAUUUGAAGCCUGCAAAUAGAAUCCCAUCUGCAAAUUAUGGGCUUUGUGGGAUUGGUUUGGUUUUAAAAAAAAAAAACUAAUUAAAGGCAGGAUCAUUUCGGCUCUGCUGUAAUCUGAAGCAAAAUUCUUCUUUUUAAAAUUUAUUUAUUUAGUUUUUCAAAUUACAGUUUUACAAUUACAUAUCCAACAUACAACAUAGAUCCCACAGAAUCUCCUGGACUUCCCUCCUCCACUUUGUGGGUCCUAUUGUUAGUCAUUUCUUCCUGCAUCUUUUAUAAUAAUCCAAAUCUUUUACAGCUCCAUAUUCACCAUUAAACUACAAGUGCUAUUCCAAUCCUACUAACAAUUUUAACUGUUUACAGUGGUUUUUAAGAUAAAUUAUAUAUUUUCCCCAUUCUUUAUUAAAAUUUUGGUCUUCCGGAAUUCUGAUUCUUCUGGUCAUUUUUGCCAUUUCGGCAUAAUCCAUCAAUUUAAAUCUGAAGCAAAAUUCUCACCCUGGUUGCUUAUGUGCUUAUGUGUUUUUAACUUUUAAGGGCCACCCAUCUGGAUUUAUCCCAGGCCAAAAUGGAUACAGUAGUACCUCCGAUUACAUACGCUUCAGGUUACAUACACUUCAGGUUACAGACUCUGCUAACCCAGAAAUAGUGCUUCAGGUUAAGAACUUUGCUUCAGGAUGAGAACAGAAAUCAUGCUCCGGCGGCGUGGCAGCAGCAGGAGGCCCCAUUAGCUAAAGUGGUGCUUUAGGUUAAGAACAGUUUCAGGUUAAGAUCGGACCUCCGGAACGAAUUAAGUACUUAACCCGAGGUACCACUGUACUAGGUUUCAGUUUCAUCAGCCAGAGCUGUUAUACUGCUGUAAACCAUACAUGCGGGUGGAGGGAAAGUAGCUUUUAUUUUAGGUUUUUAUUUUAGGAAUGUAAUGUGCCACUUGUAGGGUAAUAAUAAUAAUAAUAAUAAUACACCUCACUAAGUGGUUUAUAUAGGAAUGAAUUAAAGCAAUUAAAAUUUGAAACAGAAAUGAUUAGAUGCUGGAAUCCAUUGAAAACGGCUUCUCCAUUCAAACCAGGAAGUGAACUCUCCAGACAAUGGAACAGGUCGCCUUUUCUUAUCUCUCAGGCUGUGAUCUCCUGGGUGACGCGGGUGCCAUUAGGCAGCUAAAUGCGCAUGCGUACUCCCUCCAUUCCCCUCCUUCCUGCCUCUGUGUGGCCCGGGCCACUGGCAACCCAUUCUAUGCCACUGGGAGGAACAGGGAUAAGCUUUACAAUCCACCAGUUGAAAUCCCGUGGACUGGGGCACAGCAUGGAGGAAUGAAGCCUGCCUGAAACAUGAAACAUGAAACAUGACACUUCUUGCAUACUUCCAACAUCUUAUAUAUUUGAUCGUGCAUUAUUUGGGACUAGAUGACCCUAGGCUUGAUAUUGGUCAUCGACAGUAAUAAAAUGACUUGAGGUGACCCUAUGGGCCCCUUCCAACUCGACAAUUCUAUGGUUCCAUCUUUAAAAAUAUUUAUAUUCUUAGCUGUUAUCCAUACUCCUAAAUACUUAACUUUCUUCUCAAUUGUCAGUUCUGUUACUUGUUGUGGGUCUUUUUUAUAUUGCUCCAUCACAUUUUUCACCAAUACUUUCAUUUUACUUUUGUUUAAUUUAAAAGCUGCUACUUUUCCAAACUUAAGAAUCUGUUCGGUAUACUAGUCAAAGGGUCUUCUACACAAGGUCAUCUGCAAAUGCCUUUAGCUUAUAUGCUUUAUAACUUACUGCUAUCCCUUUUAUUUUUUCAUCUGAUCUUAUGCUUCUAGCCAGGGUCUCUAAAACUAAUAAACAAUAAUGGUGACAGGGGACAUCCCUGUCUCGUCCCUUUCAUUAUUUUACAUUUUCCUGUUAUUACAUUAUUUACUAUCAGCAUUGCCUGUUGGUCAGAAUAAAUUGCAUCAAUUUCUCUAAGAAAUGACUCUCCGAAGUUCAUAAUCUCAAUAGUUUUUUUCAUGAAAGUCCAUUGAACGUUGUCAAAGGCCUUCUCUGCAUCUAGAAUUCUAUGGUUCUAUGGUUACUGUAAUGUUCAAGUUUUCCUACACAUUAUUUACUUGCUAACUUUAUUUAUUUGCUUUCCAAAUAAAGAAGCAAAAGUGCUCAGAAUGACACUAGCUUAAAGAGAGAGCGGUAUAGUAAAAGUCUUGGUGAGUUACAAAACUGAAUCCAUUAACCCCCUUCUCCUAGGUCCUGGGAUAUCCAGCUAUGCGAGCAACCCUCAAGAAAUUGCUAAGCCCAUUAAUGAUUGCAUGAAUAAAGUAAAGGAGAAAAUUCCAUUGCACUUACAUACGACCACACCUGUCUACCUGGGAGCCACAGCCGGCAUGAGACUUCUGAGGUAUGGUUGGAAACCACAGCAGACGCUGAUGUGUUGUGUGUAUCGUUUUGUCCAUUGUUAAGUGGAUAAAGCCGGGGGAAAUUAUUCAUGCCAAAGUCUUCUCAUCCUCGCCUUAAAACCUAUCAGUCUAUGGGGAUUAAUAGAUAUGAGCAUGUUAAGACAACGCCCAUAAACCAAAGAGGGAUUUGGAUUUUCCCAGGGGGUAUUGCUGGUGAGUAGAAUCUUCCCUCAGAUUCAACUUGUUGUGACUAUUGACUGCCUUGUAGAAGACAGUUGAUCCCAGAUCGGAGUGUUCCUGAAUAUUUUGUAAUAAAUGUGUAAUCUUGGGGGGAGGGGGCAAACAAGGACUUUGUGCCAUGGGCUGCCACAACCAGGGAGGAGGGAGAGAGUGGGGGCUUGGCCCAUGUUGCAUACCUGACAACAGCCUGCACUUGUUGUUGUGCAUGUGCCAGUGGUUGUAUAAAAUCCUUUGUGCGUGCACAGAUUUUUCUUUUAAGUGUUGACAAAUAGUAGAGAUAAGGGCCAAUGUAAGUAAGUAAGUAAUUAAAUUUUUAUUUAUAACCUGCCCUCCCUGGCCAAGACCGGGUUCAGGGUGGCUAACAUCAAAUACAUUAAAACACCAUCAAACAAUUGAUUAAAAUACAGCUUAAAAAUUAGAAUCAGGAUAAAAUUAAAUGAUUGCCCACAAAUUACAACAUAGGGGUGAGGAACCUCAAGUAUUCAUCAGGACCAGCUAUCCAUGUUGGUCCCACAUGAGCCGAUUAAAGGGCCAAAGAGGUAACUUACAGGGUCCCAUAGAAAGGGGUCAAACUGGGCCCGGACCAAAGCCCAGGCGGAACAACUCCGUCUUGCAGGCCCUGCAGAAAGAUGUCAAGUCCCCCAGGGCCCUGGUCUCCUGCGGUAGAGUUUUCCACCAAGCUGGGGCCAAAGCCGAAAAGUCCUUGGCCCUGAUUCAGGCCAGUUUAACUUCCUUGAGGCCCGGGACCUCCAAGAUAUUAUUAUUUGUGGACCGUAAGGUCCUUCGCGGGGCAUACCAGGAGAGGUGGUCCCAUACGUAUGAGGGUCCUAGGCUGUAUAGGGCUUUAAAGGUUAAAACCAGCACCUUAAACCUGACCCUGUACUCCACCGGGAGCCAGUGCAGUUGGUAAAGCGCUGGAUGAAUGUGGUCCCGCGGCAAGGGCACAUAGAUUAUACUAAAAACACACCAGUGAUUAAUCCGUAUAAAUAAGAUACACAGCAUAUUUUUUUUCCUGGUGUGGUUUUGCUUGGCACCCAUUCCCUGAAGCAUUUUGGCACAAUUCAAGCUAUGCUGAUGUUCGUUACUUAGACCAGGGUUUCCAAAAGCUGUUUUCGGACUACAACUCCCAUCAUCCCUAGCUAGCAAGAGAUGAUGGGAACUGUAGUCCCAAAACAGAUGGGGGCCCGAGUUCAGGAGACCAUGACUGAGACAAGCAGAAUGGUAGAAUCUGCAACCUGGAGAUUGAGGGGGGGACAACCUCAGAGAUGGAAGCUCUGCCCCUCAUGGCACACAGACCUCUCUGUGGUCUCGGUGGUGGGGUUAAUAAUAAUAAUAAUAAUAAUAGAAAAGAAAACAAACCAUGAUCUUUGGCUAGCAUCACAUAUAAACCAGGAUUCAUAAACCAGAACUUAGAUGCUCCCAACAAACCCCAAUCUAUAGCCAUGGUUAGUUUUUCGGCAUACUGAUUGUGGGACUUCUUUUUUGGGGGGGUCAAAUCAACUGGUGAUGUGUUGUUCAGCUAAACCAGAAUUCAUGGUUUGUUUUCUCUCUGCGUGAGUGGCAAGGGGACUCACAGCCCAGAUAUGCACAUUCAUGGUAAGUCAUUAACUACCGCUAUGGGUCAAACCACAGAGCCUAGGACUUGCCGAUCAGAAGGUUGGCGGUUCGAAUCCCCACAACGGGGUCAGCUCCCGUUGCUCGGUCUCAGCUCCUGCCCACCUAGCAGUUGGAAAGUACGUCAAAGUGCAAGUAGAUAAAUACGUACUGCUCCGGCGGGAAGGUAAACGGCGUUUCUGUGCACUGCUCUGGUUCACCAGAAGCGGCUUAGUCCUGCUGGCCACAUGACCCGGAAGCUGUACGCUGGCUCCCUUGGCCUACAGAGCGAGAUGAGCGCCGCAACCCCAGAGUCGGUCACGACUGGACCUAACAGUCAGGGGUCCCUUUACCUUUACUGUAAUGUGCAAACCAGAGCAUUGACUAUUGAUGUGUGGACCAGCCGGCACAAAGAGAUCACUACAAGUAGAACAUUCAUACCCCCUGCUAUCAUUUUGGACCUGGUAUUUUCCCAUGAAAGCAGCCCACACAUUUCCCUGGACCAUCCAGUGUUGAAUAAUUAAGUAAUGUACAUGCAUGUAUGAAUCAACCCUUGACUUGCCAAGUCUAGUCACUAGUUUUGGCAGACGACGAAGGGCAAACGUCUCCUUUCGGCCACUCAGCGUUUUGUAUUCUUGUGACUUGCUUAGGUUGCAAAAUGAAUCAGCGGCCCAUGAAGUCCUUCGGAGCAUUCAAAAGUACUUCGCAGCCCUGCCCUUUGAAUUUAGGGGCACUCAAAUCAUAACCGGGCAAGAGGAAGGGGUGUACGGAUGGAUAACAGCCAACUAUUUAAUGGGCAAUUUCUUGGAGGUGCGUGGAAAAAUCUGCAUGUUUUAUUGCAUACUAUUCUUUGAUGAGUUGCUAGUGUUUGAACGGAUGUACGCUGAGAUUAGCAUAACCCCCAGGCAAGGGAAGAUUGUGGCACGAUGUAUGCAUAUAUAAAUAUACAACCACCUAAAACUGUGGUUGUAGUACUAAGAUUAUCUUUAUAGCAAAGGUUCCUGCCUUGAAUUAGUCUUCUGUUUUACCUAGCAAACUGGUCUCUCCUGUUAAAGGCAUAAAACAUCAUAUAAGGGGAUGACAUUGAGUCGUGUUCUUAAAACAACAACACCCAUUUAAAGUUUAAUAAUAAUAAUAAUAAUAAUAAUUUUAUUAUUUGUACCUUGCCCACCUGACUCGGUUGCCCCAGCCACUCUGGGCAGCUUCCAACAAAUAUAGACAGAAAUACUGUUUUGGGGAAACAGGGGAUGGGCAGGUCCAGGGACUCCCUGGUCCUGAACGGGGUAACUGUGCCACUGAAGGACUAGGUGCGCAGCCUGGGAGUCAUUUUGGACUUACAGCUGGCCAUGGAGGCACAGGUCAAUUCUGUGUCCAGGGCAGCUGUCUAUAAAUUCCAUCUGGCACGCCGGCUGAGACCCUACCUGCCCGCAGACUGUCAGGAAGUUUUAAACAUUUGACAUUUUAUUAUUUUUUCUAUUUUGCUGGAAGCCGCCCAGCGUGACUGGGGAAACCCAGCCAGAUGAGUGGGGUAUAAAUAAUAAUAAUAAUAAUAAUAAUAAUAGCAUAAGACAACAUAAAACACUAAAAACUUCCCUAUACAGAGCUGUCUUCAGAUGUCUUCAGAAAGUUGUAAAGUUGUUUAUCUGUUUGGCGUCUGAUGGGAGGAUGUUCCACACAGAGGGUGCCACUGCCGAGAAGGCCCUCUACCUGGUUUCCUGUAACUUCGUUUAUCGCAGUAAGGGAACCACCAGAAGGCCCUCAGAGCUGGACCUCAGUGGGGGUGGAGACGUUCCUUCAGGUAUACAGGGCCGAGACCGUUUAGGGCAGGGGUCAGCUAGGUUUACCUCACCUGGGCUGGUUCACUCCCAUGGAAAUCGCUCCGUGGGCUGGCUCGUGUCUGCGCAGGCGCGAAUUUCGGCAUCUGUGUCUGCUCAGACAUGAUUUCUGGUGCUGCGGAAGCGAGUCCCCGCUCUGCGCUGUGCCAGUGCAGUGUGCGGGGACUCGCCGAGUGGGUGGCUCGGUUCGGGGGCUGCUCGUGGGCCGUUUAAAUGACCCCUGCGGGCCACUUGUGGCUCAUGGGCUGCAGGUUGCUGACCCCUGGUUUAGGGCUUUAAAGGUCAGUGCCAACACCUUGAAUUGUGCUCGGAAACAAACUGGGGGCCAGUGUGGGUCUUUCAGGACCAGUGUUAUACGGCCGCUGUGGCCGCUCCCAGUCACCAGUCUCUAGCUGCCGUGUUCUGGAUUAGUUGCAGUUUCUGAGUCACCUUCAUGGUUGAGUCCACCGAACACAUUCUCUUGACUUGCCCUUCCUAUGCAGAGCUUAGACAAAAUUUUAUAGACCCACUCUUAUGUCAAUUCAGCUUCCUACCCGGAGAAAACCAGGUUUUACACUUGCUGAAUAACACCACUAGAGCUAUACCUUCCUUGGUGGCCAAAUUUCUCUUCUUAGCUUUUAAGCGUCGCAAGACUAUAAUUGACUGUAUUGAUAUGGGGCUAUCUGUUUAGCCCAUUUUAGUGUUGGCUAAGUUUUAAAAUCUUCCUGGAUGUUUUAACUGUGUAUUGACAAAAUGUACUUUUUUCUGACUGACGGUCGAAUAAAAAUGAUGAUGAUGAUGAGUCACCUUCAAAGGUAGCUUGCCCAGGGCAAAGGAAACCCCUCUAAAUUUCACAGAAGUUUUAAAUUGUAGGCAAUCCUCACUCCAGAAUAAGCCAAGCACAUUACAACGGUCGUCACCACUCUAAGACACCCUGAUCACACUUGCAGAUGCAACUUUGUGGUUUACAUUCCAUACUCGAUGUCCUCCUAAGCCAUGCCCUUCCCAGGUUCCCCCAGUUCUUCCAGUGGAACAAUCUUCCUUUUAUCCUUUGGUGCUAAAACACCAAACCGGGAACAGAGGAAACGAUGGCACAAUAGCCCUGUCCCUAUGUACGGCAGGCCCUUUGCUUUCACAGCUGUUUGACAAAAUCCCACAGGGAACUCUUUCCCUGUGCACAGAAUAAGGAGCUCUGUUGACAGGAGUGGUGAUAGCAGCUGGCCAAGUUGCCACGGUACUAGUGCCCUGACAGAGGCCACUGAUGAUGUCCGCUGAUUUGAGGGGUGGCAUUAUUUUUCUGGCCUGGCACUGAGCAGUGCCAGACAGCCAGAUCUAGCCAACGUUCCCACAGUGCACCUGAUGUAGUGUUGCUCUGGGUUAUUGUGGGAAAUCAAAAGGACAGCUAGACCUAGCCACCCGGGGCUGCUCAGAGCGGUGCCACUGAUGCCAUGGAAGCCUGGGCAACUAUUUUAUCUUGAACAAUUGCAAACGCAGUUAAUGAAGAGUCCACUUGUGAUAUAGUAGUGGUUCAGUGCUCAUAAUCCAACGUUUUGUCGAUAAAGAGCUCAGUCAUCGAGCUUUGUAGUAAAUAAUACACAAGAGGAGACAGUAUGCCCACGACUUAAAGCAGGGGUAUACAGUGGUACCUCGGGUUAAGAACUUAAUUAAUUCCAGAGGUCCGUUCUUGACCUGAAGCUGUUCUUAACGUGAAGCACCACUUUAGCUAAUGGGGCCUCCUGCUGCCGUUGCGCCACUGGAGCACGAUUUCUGUUCUCAUCCUGAAGCAAAGUUCUUAACCCAAGGUAUUAUUUCUGGGUUAGCGGAGUCUGUAACCUGAAGUGUAUGUAACCCGAGGUACCACUGUAUUUGGCUCCAUCUGCAUGUUUCCAUCAGGAGGAGCAGAGAAAGAGGACGAUGUCAGAGGUAAAAAGGAAAAGGUAAAGGACCCCUGGACGGUUAAGUCCAGUCAAAGGUGACUAUGGGGUUGCAGCGCUAAUCUCACUUUCAGGCCGAGGAAGCUGGCGUUUGUCCGAUUGGCGCAGCGACGGUCUGCCGGGGUGAUGAUCGAUGUGGGGGUAGUCCCCCCAGAGGGGGCUGAUUGUUGCUGCGGCAAUCCACCGGGGGGUUCUAUUGGUGUGGCGGUGAUCCACCCUGGGAGGAUUUUGUCACCCCCCCCGAGAUGACACCUGGGGCACACCACCCCCACCUGUCCCCUUCCUACGCCCCUGGCAACGGGAGCUCACCCCGUUGCGUGGAUUCCAACCGCUGACCUUCUGAUCGGCAAGUCCAAGAGACUCGGUGGUUUAGACCACAGUGCCACUCGCGUCCCAAUGUCAGAGGAUUCUUUAGCGAUGAAACCUCUGAUUACUGGAACGACAUCCAAGCACUGAACCACUAGUAUAUCACAAGUGGACUCUUUAUUUACUGUGUUUCCAAUUGCUCAAGAUAAAACCUAUUUUGGAAAGAGAAGAAAUGAGCACUGAGCCACUGAUAUAUCAUAAGUGAACUCAUCAUUUACUGCGUUUGCAAUUGUUUAAGAUAAAACCUAUUUGGGAAAGAAACUGUUUUUGCCAUUUCUAUGGACGUUUAUUGUUUGCUUUCAUCACCAGUUUCCUUGGUGAUAUUAUCUCCUGUUGAUUGCAGUAGUCAUUGUACCACCACCCCGUUCAUUGUUUUAUGGCCAGGUAAGCCUGCCAGGGCCCACAGACUGUGGGGAACACUUUGCCCAAUGCCCCCUCAAACCUGGAACUGGCCCGUCCUGUUGGUUUCAGCAAUGUGCUGCUGACUGUGCACAGGCUGAACAUCUUUGCCUACGCAUUUGGCUCGCGAUACAGGCCUGGUUGGCAUAUUUUCCAAAGUGAAACUGGUGGUGCCCCAACCGCCCUGAUCAAAUGUACGUAGGGUGAACUACACUAUUCCAAACUCUUGUUGUGACAGCCUCUUGCUACUUCUGUGGCUUUAUUCUUUGGAAGAACACUCUGAUUUCUACAGCUUCCAUAGGCGAGCUGGGGAGCGCUUUUCGCAUUGAUCUCAGCGCAGUUUUGUGACACCCUGUAAGCUCAGAAGGGAAAGUUUAGAUGAGAGCAGAGCCUCAUGGUGGCCCGGGAUGUCAAAUCUACCUUCUUCCUUUCCAGAGAAACCUUUGGAGGGCCUGGGUCCAUCCCCACGGAGCAGAGACCACAGGUGCCCUCGAUUUAGGAGGGGCCUCCACCCAAAUAUCGUUCAUCCCCGAUGAGACCGGUGACACGACCAACAGCACGCUGCCAGUGCAGCUGUAUGGCUAUGAAUACAGCGUGUACACGCAUAGCUUCCAGUGUUACGGGAGAGAUGAAGCAGAGAAAAAACUGCUGGCAUCGAUACUACAGGUACGGCUGAGGGAAUGCUCUUCUGCUAGGAUGGUCUACUUCUUGAAUGCAGAGAAGGGUACAGAGUUCAGUAGUGGAGCAAACAGUUUGUGUUAAGUUGUGGGUGAACAUAUCAGACGACACAGCGAUUCUUCAAACAGCUCUUCUUUAUUCAGAGGCCAGAACAGAACUGAACUGAAGGGCUCAGUCAGCCUGCUUAUAUAGAGCUCCAGUACAACGUUACUGUAGCAACUUUCUAAAACUAUCCAAUCACUGAACGUCACUUUCGAUCCUUCAUUUGCAUAACUAUCUACAGUAUCCCCCUGCUAAAAUUAUCACUGAACGUCACUUUCGAUCCUUCAUUUGCAUAACUAUCUACAGUAUCCCCCUGCUAAAACUAUCCAAUCACUGAACGUCACUUUCGAUCCUUCAUUUGCAUAACUAUCUACAGUAUCCCCCUGCUGGCCCAGGGUGAGAACUUCAGUACAUAACAGUUUGCAUGGCUUGUUUGCCAUUUUCUCAUAACAAAAAGCCUAGAGCAGUGGAGAUUCAAUCAGCAGUCUUCUUUCAAAAAGUAAAAAGCAGGACGUGCCCAAAAGUCAUUUUAGGAAUGGUUGAACUUUUUUAAGACAACACAAAAAAAGAAAAGGAAAAAAAGGCGAUUGACAAUCUAAGUUAUGUCAGUCCGAGUUACUGGCCACAGGGGAAGAUGGAGAGACAAGUAAACAGAGGAAGUCAAAAGCUGAUGUAACAAAAACCCAGUGGUUUUUAUUAAGCCAAAGCAACUUCAGAAAGGUGGAAUUCAGAGAAGCAUUGGGGGAGGUUUUUCUACUGCAAAGCUGCCUCCCUUUAUGGAUGCAUGUUGGUCAGGGAAAAAUGCAAAACAUACAGCCUAUUUUAGUGACCUUCCCUGUAACAAUGACUCCUGUCGAAAUUAUCCCUCCUGUUUAAAACCUCCUUGUUUGUUUGUUGUUUGUCAACUGCCAGAAUUCAGGUGAUAAAUCCAGGAUCAAUAAUCCAUGCUAUCCUCGGAAUUAUAAAACUGUUGUAACCACGAAAUACUUGUACGGCAGCCUCUGCACGGCAUUUCUAAGGCCAGAGAACGACAACCCAGACCAGCUUGUAAAUGUCACUGGAAGUGGAGAUCCAGCUCUCUGCAGGGAAGCCGUAUCCAAGUUAUUUGAUUUCGCAAGUUGCAGGGGGAAGGAAGACUGUUCGUUUAAUGGCGUCUAUCAGCCAAAGGUUAAAGGGAACUUUGUGGUACGUUUCAUUUGCCUGGUGCUUAUUGUGCGGUUCGUCUGUGUAUGUGUGCAAGUAUGUGUAGUUUUGUAGUCAGCAUUUCUUUACAAUUAGAACCACAACUGUGUUGGAAACUAUUCAAGAAAUUACAGGAUAUCGCUUAUCUGAAUUCCCCCAAAUAAUCAUGUUAUGUAUGAUUAAGAGAUAAGUUGAAAAAGAGAUAAGUUGAAAAGUUGAUUGCUAUUAUUGGAUGAACAGGGGAGAGAACUUAGAUAAUAAUGAUUCCCCAGAUAAGAGUUAAAUAAGGAGUUUUCAAGAAAAUAAAUGUUCAUUGGAAGAGGGGUCUUAUUAAGAAAUUUCUGGAAUAACAUGCAGGAUAAUAGCCCGAUUUGUUGUUUCCCAUGUUCUGCUCUAAAGGAAAUUUGGUGAACUAUUGUUUAGAAUCAUGUUUCUAGACAUACACAUGUUUGCGUGUUUACAGUUUUUAUCUCAUUUCGUUUCUGUCCUGCUUUUGUUUUUGUAAAAUAGUAAAUAAAUAAGGGGAUAAAAUAAAACCACAGUUGAGAUCUAACUCUUACCUGCCUUAAUCCAUAGGCCUUUUCUGGAUUUUACUACACAGUCAAUGCUCUGAAUUUAACUGGAGAAUUUUCACUGGCUGAUUUUAAUUCAAGCAUGUGGACAUUAUGUUCACAGAAUUGGAAUCAGGUCUGUAUCAAUCUUCUGAACUCGUAGAAGGGAACUGUUGAGAAAAGUUUGCUAUACUUGUGCAAAACUAAACACUCUCAUUCAUCAAAUGAGGACAAAAUUUAUUUAGGCUGCAUUCCAACGCACACUUUCCUGUGAAUAAUUUCCACUAUUUACCAUGAGACUUACUUCCAAGUAAAUAUGUCUUGCUUUUCAUAAAAUUUAGAUUCAGACUCUGAAACUUGACAACAGAAGCAUGUUCCUAAUGCUGAGAAUUAUCUAGCCAAAUUAUCUAGAGGCAAGUGUUUAAAUGUUGCUGGAUCAUGCUUUUUAUUUUUAUUGUUAGAAUGGUAAAACAAAAAUCUAAUAUUCCUGCAUUGGAGGGGGUUGGACUAGUGUCCCUUCCAGUUCUAUGAUUCUAUUAUUCUCAUACUCAGUUCUAUACAAAUAACUAAAACCAAAAUACUGUUCUCUAGCAGAAGUCUUAACAGGUAUCCUCUAGACAUAUAAUAUAUAUCACUUCAAAACAAGUUGGCACGAUUGCUUCCAGGCAGAUCUCCACAUUUAUAUUGCUUCCUUGCCGUGUUUCUUUCCCUUGACAAACUCAUAUUCAGAGCUAAUUACCGUACACCAAGAGUCUUACCUUGAAUUUUCAGAGUACCAUUUCUUUACCUGCCCUAAUGACCUUGAUCACAAUGGAAGGCCAGAGUAGAAAUUUCCCCAACAAAAUAAAUAUUAAUGUUGAUUUGUUUCUGAGUAACUGUUUUUGUUUUUCAGCUUCCGUACAUGAUACCUAAAUUUGAUGAAAUCUACGCAAAAUCUUACUGCUUUUCAGCUAACUACAUCUAUUACCUGCUUAUACAUGGGUAUAAGUUCAGUGCAGAGACUUGGCCACAGAUUCGCUUUCAGAAGGAAGUAAGUUUAACUCCCAUCCCUCAACCCCCCCUCAAAAGAUAGUGGAAGUCUUGAAAGAUUAAGACUUUGGAAAUCUUAGGGUGGGAGUCUUAAGGGUGGAAGUCUUGAAAGAUGAAAACAAAGUUAGGGACUCAGAGCCAUUGUCAAUAGAUGUUUUGUUAAGUUGUGGGUGAACAUAUCAGACGACACAGCGAUUCUUCAAACAGCUCUUGUCUAUUCACAGGCCAGGACAGAACUGAACUGAAGGGUUCAGUCAGCCUGCUUAUAUAGAGCUCCGUACAAUGUAACCAUAACAAUUUUCUAAAACUAUCCAGUCACUGAACAUCACUUUUGAUCCCUUAUUUGCAUAACUAUCUACAGUAUCCCCCUGCUGGCCCAGGGUGAGAACUUCAGUACAUAACAUGUUUCUUAACUGUUGCAAAAAUUAAAAAUAAAUUUGGAAAACAGUUGACUUUACUGUGAACAGAAUUGCUCCUGCCACUACUUCUUUGGCGAUCACUUGUAGCCGAGUAAGAUUGUCUUCCAUGAGCACGGUCUUAACAGUGAGUCCGUAAGUGACUGUGGAGGCCAAUUCUGGAUCCACACAUCCUUCCACAGUGAGGACAUAGGUUUUCAGGCAGGAGUUGAGGAUUUGCCAAGCGUGCCUUCCUCUUAGCACGUUUCUCCCUUGCGUCCUGAGUUUAAGCAUCUUCAAAGUCCACGACAACUUUGGUAAAGUCCCAGUUGUCGGUGUCUAUACUACGUUUUUAAAAAUUUGCCUUGAGGGAGUCUUUGAACCUCUUUCGUUGUCCACUGGUAUUUCGCUUUCCAUUCUUAAGUUCAGAAUAGAGUAGUUGCUUUGGAAAAAGAUCAUCAGGCAUCCGCACAACAUGACCAGUCCAAUGAAGUUGAUGUUGAAGAAUCAUUGCUUCGACACUGGUGAUCUCUGCUUCUUCCAGAACGCUGACAUUAGUUUGCCUGUCUUCCCAAGUGAUGGGUAAAAUUUUUCCAGCCACUAGGGACAUCGGAAGCUGGCUUACAGAGUCCAAGCUUCUGUCUGCUUAGUUUAGGAUUUAUUAGACUGACUCUCCAGGAUAUGAGUCAGGGUUCUCUCCCAGCCCGAUUCAAAGAUGCUGGGGACCCUCUGCUCUACCACUGAGCUAUGAUGCUCCUCCAGGACUUUGUCAGAUGGCAGAUUGAGGUUUUUUGAAGUGGUGGCUAAGGUUUUUUUUCAAGUAGAGGGAUGCCUUGACCCUUGGCCAACCCUCCAUGGAUUGCACGUUGAAAGGUGCAGUGUGGCAUCAGAGCAGGGGACCCUUGGGAGUGGUCAGUAAAUAUAUAAAGGUAAAGGUAAAGGGACCCCUGACCAUUAGGUCCAGUCAUGGCCGACUCUGGGAUUGCGGCGCUCAUCUCGCUUUAUUGGCCGAGGGAGCCGGCGUACAGCUUCCAGGUCAUGUGGCCAGCAUGACUAAGCCGCUUCUGGCGAACCAGAGCAGUGCACGGAAACGCCGUUUCUCUUCCCGCCGCAGCGGUACCUAUUUAUCUACUUGCACUUUGAGGUGCUUUUGAAUUGCUAGGUUGGCAGGAGCAGGGACCGAGCAACGGGAGCUCACCCCGUUGCGGGGAUUUGAACUGCCGACCUUCUGAUCAGCAAGUCCUAGGCUCUGUGGUUCAACCCACAGUGCCACCCGCGUCCCUAGUAAAUAUAUACCUGUGUGUAUAUUUAUGUGUGUAUAUGAGUGUAUACUAAUGGACAAAUGGGGGACACCAAAACUUUUGGCAUCACCCCAGGGAUCAGUACUUUUUUCUGGAGUUACUUCAGGGUACACAGUGCUGCCACCUUUUUCCAAAUGUUAAAAGUGUGGUGCUUGCCGUUAAGGACUUCCUGGCGGGUGCUGGCACCCUUUUUCUAUUAAAAAAUAAAAACGAGGAAGAAAGCACUGGUAGGAAUCAUAUGUGAGUAGUCAGCAAAUUAAAUUUUAAUUUUAAACAUUGUCUUUGUUUUUUAAAUUGGGCAGAGGGAACAGUGGAGGAGGCUGCACAAAGCCCAUGAACCUGUUGCAAAGGAAAACCAUGAUUUCGCAAUACAUUUGAAGUGGGCCAAUCUGGACUAAAACGUCUAUUUUGCUUUCUUUUGGAAAGCAUCAAAUACCUAUGCUCCUGCUAGCCAAGUAAUCCCUGCCUCCCUGCACAGAAGAUACUGCUCAUCCUGUUAAGUUGUGGGUGAACAUAUCAGACGAUACAGCGAUUCUUCGAACAGCUCUUGUUUAUUCACAGGCCAGGACAGAACUGAACUGAAGGGUUCAGUCAGCCUGCUUAUAUAGAGCUCCGUACAAUGUAACCAUAACAAUUUUCUAAAACUAUCCAGUCACUGAACAUCACUUUUGAUCCCUUAUUUGCAUAACUAUCUACAGUAUCCCCCUGCUGGUCCAGGGUGAGAACUUCAGUACAUAACACAUCCCUCCUGCAGAAAUACCGCUACAUGUGAAGAUCCGACGAAAGAAGCAACACAGUACAUAGGAGAAAUUCAGCAAAAAAUAAUUUUACUCUGCAUUUGGCAACAGAUUACAGAAGCAAAAUAUUAUCACCAGAAAUUAUUACAACGUAUCUUGGCAUUGUUAAAAAAAGUGGCAAGGGGGGCUCAUGAUGCUAUAUUCUGGCAAUCCUAGGAGCAUCGUUGCUCUGUAAAUACUCGUAUUUUUGGCAGAGGAGAUCAUGUUUUGGAAAUCCUUGCUUGACAUUAUUUUGUUUGUUUUAAACGUUAUUAACCAGAGUAUUUUUUUUAGUUGGCAUAUUGACCUUUCAGACAGUCUGAGCUUCAGCUUUGAGCUAGUUCAGAGUCUCAGGCUGAGCAUGUAACAUUAUACAGCAAUAAGAUUCAGGUGCAUGCACCCUCUCAUGUCACAUAUAAAAUCUUCAGUUUGAAUCAGAACCUCUUCACAUGUUCAUUGUUGGAUAAAGAGGUGAUAGUCCCACUUGUGCCAUCUGUCCAUUCCUUUAUUUCUUAGCAAGAGCACUGAGAACAGUGUCUGUGUGCAAAUGCAGAUGGAGUUAACAUGAAAAGAUGCAAUGAAUGGGAAGAGGUGGGAUAAUAAUAAUAAUAAUAAAUUUUUAUUUAUAUCCCGCCCUCCCCAGCCGAAGCCGGGCUCAGGGCGGCUAACAACAAUAAAAUAAUACAAUAUUCUAAAUCAUUUCAUUAUAAAAUUAAUUCAAAUCAAAUUGAUGGCAACCAUUAGACUAGAGUUCUGUGAAGAUUGCCAAAGGAGGGAGUCAGGCUGUGCCCUGGCCAAAGGCCUGGUGGAACAGCUCUGUCUUGCAGGCCCUGCGGAAAGAUGUCAAGUCCCGCAGGGCCCUAGUCUCUUGUGACAGAGCGUUCUACCAGAUUGGAGCCACAGCCGAAAAAGCCCUGGCUCUGUAUACAGUGGUACCUCGGGUUACAUACGCUUCAGGUUAUAUACGCUUCAGGUUACAGACUCCGUUAACCCAGAAAUAUUGCUUCAGGUUAAGAACUUUGCUUCAGGAUGAGAACAGAAAUCGUGCUCCAGCGGCAGGAGGCCCCAUUAGCUAAAGUGGUGCUUCAGGUUAAGAACAGUUUCAGGUUAAGUACGGACCUCCGGAACGAAUUAAGUACUUAACCCGAAGUACCACUGUAUCUGCUGAAGAUUUGCUUCCACAUACAGAUUAUUUGUGAACUGGCCUUUUACUACAUGCACCCAACAUGCUAGUUUUGCUAUUCACAAAUGUAUGAAAAUAUGCUAUUAAUUUCUUAUAGCAACUUUUUUGGUCAUAUUAAAAAACAACAACCCACAGUACAUAGGAAAAGCAGAUCUUCUAUUUUCUAGAAUGGCCCUGAGGUUUAUUAUCUGAAGAGUCUAAUUUGCUGUUCUUUUCCUGUGUUUCAGGUCGAUAACAGCAGCAUAGCUUGGUCGCUAGGCUACAUGCUUAGUCUCACCAACAUGAUUCCGGCAGAGAGCAAUAUGAUCUUGUCCCCCAUGAGCCCCUCCCUGUUUGCUGGGCUGCUUCUCUUUUUCACAGCCGUGGCGUUACUGUGCCUCAUCUUCCUUGUGUAUUCGUGUGUGGUGUCGCGCAUGCGAAAGAACGCCUGUCAUGUCGACCACGUGUUUCCUGUAGAAUAAAUACGCUCGUAACAGAGAGAACAGAA